This is a messenger RNA of Chlamydomonas reinhardtii, 1846 nucleotides long. RefSeq lists its product as uncharacterized. Gene Ontology annotation, cellular component: cytoplasm. Bases 152 to 811 code for a protein of 219 amino acids. Lineage: Eukaryota; Viridiplantae; Chlorophyta; Chlorophyceae; Chlamydomonadales; Chlamydomonadaceae. Gene Ontology annotation, biological process: regulation of MAP kinase activity; protein dephosphorylation. The transcript is spliced from 5 exons. The record is from RefSeq and is a predicted model, not a curated record. Gene Ontology annotation, molecular function: JUN kinase phosphatase activity.
GCUUACACUGCUAGGCUUUGCCAGCCACUUCUUGAUUGUUAAACACUUAGAAGUGCCAGGACAAGCAUUCAGCAUGCGGCGACGUCCAGCAGGCAGCCCCUGUAUCGACGAUGCUCAUCCCAUCAUACCUCAUUCUCUUUAUCUCUCAGGAAUGGAGGUAGAGCAGUACUGCACGGCGCUGCGGGAGAUGAAAAUCACUCACAUCCUGCAAGUGGGCUGUGGACUCGGCCCGAGCCACCAAGGCAUGUUCGAAUACAUGGUGGUGCCCAUCAACGACAUGGAGAACGUGGACAUCGUGUCCAAGCUGCCCGAGAUGCUGUCCUUCAUUGAUAAGGCGCUCGCGGGAGGCGGCGUUGUGCUGGUUCACUGCAUGAUGGGCAUCAGCCGCUCCGCCUCCACCGUCAUCGCCUACCUCAUGUGGAAGGAGCGCAUCGGCUUCGUGGCGGCGGCGCAGCGCGUGUACGCUGCGCGGCCCUUCAUCUCGCCCAACCCGGGCUUCGUGCUGCAGCUGCGGCUGUGGGAGAAGAUGGGCAUGGACUUCGCGGGCUGGCAGGGGUGGAGCAUGAUCAAGUUCGUGCAGGCAAUGGAGGACGCGGGAGGCUUGGAGAACUGCAUCCUGGAGAACAUUCUGGAGCAACAGCAGCAGCAGCAGCAGCAGCAGCAGGAGCCGGUGCCACAACCGGAUCAGCAGCAGCAGCAGCCGCAGCAGGGCCCUUCGCAGGGGCAGCAGCUGCCGCCGGCAAAGCAGCAGGAGGCGCAAGAGCACCUGGCACAGGAGCAGGCGCAGGCACAGGCGCAGGUGGUGCACUAACGCAAAGGCUGGGAUGGAGGGCGUGAGCAGGGGGACAAUUUCAAGGGGCAGGGAGGUGAUUCUGGGCAGCUCAAUGGCGUGAGAACCUCUGUGGAGGAGUAAUCUCGAGGGGUCGAGGGCUACCCGCACCUCUUCUGUCACGGAUGCGUUGCGGCUUCCCGAAGAGCAGUGCACUAGCGAAUCUUCGGGCAGGACGCAGGUGCAGGGGUUAGAGAGGAACAGGAGAGGCGGCAUCGGAAUGAGCAGCAGGCAGGGUUGUACCGCAGCCGGGAUCCUCCUUGGUGCUUAACUGGUCUGAAGAGUGAAAUGGCUGUAUGAGUGCAUAAUAAACACGGGCUCGUCGUACAGGGGACUGGUUGUAGAAGGCGCGCGAGGAGUCUUUUGUACAAUAUAGGCUGGGUAGCCUGGGAAGAACAAGACCGCGUGCAAGGGGAGCAGCUGGUUGCAAGGGCGGGCCCGGAUGGGGGCGGGCCCGGAUGGGGUUUUCACUGAACCUGCCGCCGUGCAGAGACGUGACAAGUAUUUGAUACGGUGCUUCGUGAUACCAGAAACAAAGGGUACGUGUCUGCCCGUGCGAUGAAUACAAUAUGGAGCUCCCGUGCGCGCCACACUACCGAACGUUCACCUGAACGCAUCUUUUAGCACUGGGUUACAAACUGAUCUGCUCAGUGAAUCUGGGUGGCGCUUGCGUGUGCUCUGUGUGUGCCAAGCUGUGUGCCACGGUUCAAGGUAGUUCGUGGUGGGUGAGAGGUCAGAUAGAACUCAUAGAAGUGUAUGCGCGGAUGUACACGCUGUGCUACAGUAAAAUGGCGCUUAAGGAGUAAGUGCUUUGUCCCUUGUUCUGACGGCGGGCGGUUACGAGUGUCCAGGGCGGUGGGUGCAGGUCCGUGUGCAGCUUGACGUCCGGUCUGCACCUUCCUGUACAGUCACUUACAGGAAUGAGCUGAAAGUAGCCUGCCGGGUACGUGUCUAUGCGAGGGCACGGGGCGUCAAGUUGAUGGGCGCCCCAUGCAGCUCGUUCUCCAUGAUCAUGGC